GACAACAGCGUCACUCGGCGUCACUCAGACACCGCAAACUCAGCGUCAUUCGGUGUUGCACAACAUUAGUUUAUCUCAGGCAGAACAAGUCCGCUGUCAGAUAUGGUUUGCAUUCCCUGCAUCGUCAUUCCUGUGCUGCUGUGGGUUUACAAGCGCUUCCUGGAGCCCAUCGUCUAUCCCUUGAUCGCUCCCUUCAUCAGCCGCUUCUGGAGUAAAGCAGCCGUCCAGGAGACACAGAAACCCACAAACACUGCUGAAUGUAAUGGAACGGCAAACGGAUCCACAGCAAACGGACCGAAGACGGUGGCGGAUAAAAAAGCCGACUGACAGAUCUCACGCCUCUACAGUCGUCUCAAUCAGAUUUUAAAAUGUAGAUUUUUAAAAAUGUAAACUAAUAUAUGGACACACUCCAUAUACACACUGAUCCUGUCUCAUUGCUUACAUGAAAUACUUUAAUAUGUUUAAUACAAAUCAAGGUGGUAAUCUGUAGAUUUUGUUUUUAUCAUUCCGUGAUCAUUUACUGAUUUUUACCUUCGGCUCAGACCAGUUGCAGCUUUUCUGUGUAUAACUUAUGAUGCUUAAUUUAAAAUAAAAGCUGAAUUAUUUUA
Labeo rohita (rohu) is the source of this 608-nucleotide messenger RNA. RefSeq names its product UPF0729 protein C18orf32 homolog (gene c21h18orf32). Lineage: Eukaryota; Metazoa; Chordata; Actinopteri; Cypriniformes; Cyprinidae. The transcript has 3 exons. Gene Ontology annotation, biological process: positive regulation of canonical NF-kappaB signal transduction. The record is from RefSeq and is a predicted model, not a curated record. The coding region runs from base 103 to 327 and encodes 74 amino acids.